AUGGAUCCUGGUCUCCGUAAAGCUUUGUAUAAGGCUGUAACAGAAGGUGAUCACUCAACUUUACGCUUGAAAUUAUCAGAGGCAGCAAAGGAUAAAGAGUUGGUUUACCAGAACGAUAACACUCUACUCCACAUCGCCGCCAACUACGACAACGUCCCAGUUGUGAGGGUAAUCCGCGAAAACCAACCAACAAGUAUACUCAGAAGCAAGAACUACAGAAAAGACACCGCACUCCACAUUGCUGCACGCCAUAAUAAUGUCGAAAUAGUUAAGUAUCUGUUGGGUUGGGCUAAGGAAGUAGACGAAGAAGAGAAUCAGUCUAAAUCUGAUAAUUUACACAAGAAAAAGAAGCCCAAAUCUGCUGAAAAAGUAAAGGGCAAUCAAUUAGAACCACAUAAAACAGUGAAGAAAAAGAACAGAGAUGGGAACACAGCGUUGCAUGAAGCUGUUCUUGGGCGUCACCAUAAUGUGAUUGAGGUGUUGAGGGAGGAAAGUCAACAUUUAUGGCUGAUAUCCCUGUCUUCGCCGCAUCUCUAG
Molecule: messenger RNA, 537 nt
Organism: Macadamia integrifolia
Lineage: Eukaryota; Viridiplantae; Streptophyta; Magnoliopsida; Proteales; Proteaceae
Product: putative ankyrin repeat protein RBE_0317
Exons: 2
Coding region: 1-537 (178 amino acids)
Molecular function (GO): protein binding
Source: RefSeq, a predicted model, not a curated record